Messenger RNA from Helianthus annuus (common sunflower), 1318 nucleotides. Its product is annotated as probable galacturonosyltransferase-like 10. The transcript has a single exon. Bases 49 to 1137 code for a protein of 362 amino acids. Gene Ontology annotation, molecular function: glycosyltransferase activity. The record is from RefSeq and is a predicted model, not a curated record. Lineage: Eukaryota; Viridiplantae; Streptophyta; Magnoliopsida; Asterales; Asteraceae. Gene Ontology annotation, cellular component: Golgi apparatus.
UCAUCUUCCUCAACAACAUUUUCAAUCCCUUAUACAACACCUUAUGAAAUGCUUCGGUUUAAAUCUCUUGGUGUUGCUUUUAUGCUGAUUAUUAAUAUUAUUAUUACUAUUGUUCCUCUGUUUCUUGUACCAACAAAUGCGAUUCGUUCAAUCCCUAAAACAACACCUUCAACAAUCCAACUUUAUGGGACUGCAACUACCAACGUACAAUACAACGAAGCACCGGAGUACUUCAACGGUGCUCAAUGUACAACCACCACUGCAUCUAUCAUCCACGUGGCAAUGACUCUUGAUUUCAACUAUUUGAGAGGAUCUGUAGCUGCUGUUCAUUCGAUUCUAAAACACACUUCAUGUCCGGAAAAUCUUUACUUCCAUUUCAUUGCAUCGGCUUCCAAAUCGCCCAGACCCGAAGACUUGACCCGGAUCAUCAAAACCAUAUUUCCAUAUUUGGGUUUUACGGUUUAUAGUUUCGAUGACAGUCUUGUGAAAGAUCUGAUCUCGUAUUCGAUUCGAGAAGCACUUGAGGAUCCGUUGAAUUAUGCCAGAACAUACUUGGGUGAUAUACUUGAUCCGAGUGUGACCCGAGUGAUUUAUCUGGAUUCGGAUGUUAUCAUGGUUGAUGAUAUACAGAAGCUUUGGUCGGUUUCGUUAACUGGGUCAACAGCGAUUGGGGCUCCGGUUUACUGUCAUGCGAAUUUUACCAAGUAUUUUACCGAUAGGUUUUGGUAUGAUUCGAGUUUGUCGAGUGUGUUUGAAGGGAAGAAGCCUUGUUAUUUCAAUACAGGGGUGAUGGUGAUGGAUUUGGUGAAGUGGAGGAAGGAGGAUUACAGAGGGAGGAUUGAGAAAUGGAUGAAGAUUCAAAAGGAGGAGAGGAUAUACGAAUUGGGUUCGCUUCCGCCGUUUUUGUUGGUGUUUGGCGGUGAUGUGGCGGCCAUCGAUCAUAGGUGGAACCAGCAUGGGCUUGGUGGGAACAAUAGGGUUCAUAGUUGUAGGUUGUUGCAUCCGGGUCCGAUUAGUUUGUUGCAUUGGAGCGGGAAGGGGAAACCGUGGGUGAGACUAGACGCGGGUGACCCGUGUCCGGUUGAUGAGCUAUGGGCUCCUUAUGAUCUUUCUAAACACUCUAAACAACUAUUGUGAUGAUGGUGAUGAUGGUGGUGGGGGUGGAAGAGGCUUUGUAUUUUGGUUGUUUGUAAUUUGAUUCAUUCUUUUUUGUUGUAUAUUGUUUUUCUUGAAAUUUUGUUUGGCAGAGAAUUAGAGAUUCUUUUUGUACAUCUAUAUAUAAAUGAAUAUGAGAGGAAAACAUUGAUUUUAGGUAUCA